Prunus armeniaca (apricot) is the source of this 975-nucleotide messenger RNA. Lineage: Eukaryota; Viridiplantae; Streptophyta; Magnoliopsida; Rosales; Rosaceae. The record is from the annotation of a GenBank genome assembly.
AUGUCUUCCCCUACAUUUACCAUGCCAUUGCUCUCCUUAUUAUUCUUCUUCUCGAUCUUUUGUAUCGUUGCUCAGGCUCAAGUUCCUGCCAAUGAAACUUUCAAGCUUGUCAACGAGGGAGAAUUUGGGCCUUAUGUUGUGGAAUAUUUUGGAGAUUAUCGUAUGCUGCCUUAUGUCUUUAACUCCCCCUUCCAGCUUGGCUUCUACAACACCACCCAUAAUGCCUUCACUCUUGCCCUAUGCAUGGGCUUGGUGCGUUCUGAGUCACUCAUGCGUUGGGUUUGGGAGGCCAACCGAGGUAACCCAGUUGGCGAAAACGCCACCCUCACGUUCGGGACAGAUGGCAACCUUGUAUUGGCUGAUGCCGAUGGCCGAGUGGCAUGGCAAACCAACACUGCCAACAAAGGGGUGGUAAGCUUCAAGUUGCUUCCAACAGGCAACAUGGUGCUCUAUGACUCAAAGGGUAACCUUGUUUGGCAAAGCUUUGACAGCCCAACUGACACUCUGUUAGUGGGUCAAUCUCUCCGGGCCGGAGCAAUAAGGAAGCUCAGCAACAACUCUCCGAAGUCUUUGCUCUACUCUCAAUUGAUUACUAUUCAGAAGGGUUCUUUAGACCAUGUGACAUUGAGUAGCGCCCCGGAAACAAAUGAGGGUUAUGUUUAUGACCUAACCCUAGAGUAUCAAGUGGCCAACUCUUCAUCGGGUGGAAAUAUCUUUCUGGAUGUACCCAAAUUCAACAGCACAUUGACAUACCUCAGGCUUGGAUUCGAUGGAAACAUCAAGCUUUACACUUACUAUGACUAUGACAAGGUAGAUUCAUAUGGGAGUAGACCUUCACACUUUUCGACAAAGAUUCGGUGUGGGAGACUGAGUGCCAGCUUCCGUCUAGAUGUGGAGACUUUGGCGUUUGUGAGGACAACCAAUGUGUUGCUUGCCCAUUGGCUAAAGGGCUUUGGGCUGGAACAAAACUUGUGA